Messenger RNA from Tachyglossus aculeatus (Australian echidna), 1251 nucleotides. RefSeq names its product keratin 40 (gene KRT40). NCBI's taxonomy places the organism in Eukaryota, Metazoa, Chordata, Mammalia, Monotremata, Tachyglossidae. Gene Ontology annotation, molecular function: structural molecule activity. The record is from RefSeq and is a predicted model, not a curated record. The coding region runs from base 1 to 1251 and encodes 416 amino acids. The transcript is spliced from 7 exons.
AUGACUUCUGCCUGCUCUUCAAGUUGCUCUCCCGAGUCCUGCUGCAGAGUAACUGAUUGUCCAUCUGCCUCAACCUGCUCUACUGACACCCCCUGCCUCCCUGCUUCUUGUGGAGCAGCCAGAUGUCAGACGCCCAGAUUCCUAUGCCGAUCUCGCCUGUCGAGCAGCUGCUAUUUGCCCGUGGUGGGGCACCGUGGCUGGCGCGAUGAAUGGGCCUUCAAUAGCAACGAGAAGGAGACCAUGCAAUUUCUGAACGAUCGCCUGGCCAACUACCUAGAGAAGGUGCGGUGUCUGGAGGAGGAGAACGCAGAGCUGGAGUGCAAGAUCCGAGAGCAGUGCGAACAACAAAUCACUUUUGUCUGUCCCGACUACCAGUGUUACUUCAACACAGUUGAGGAUCUCCAGCAAAAGAUUUUGUGCACCAAGGCAGAGAAUUCCAGGUUAGCUGUGCAGAUCGACAACUGCAAACUGGCAGCUGAUGACUUUAGAACCAAGUAUGAAGCUGAACUAUCCCUCCGCCAGCCAGUUGAAGCUGAUGUCAGGGACCUGCGAAGGAUUCUAGAUGAUUUGACCCUGUGCAAAUCGGACUUGGAGGCACAUCUGGAGUCUCUGAAGGAAGAUCUCCUCUGUCUCAAGAAGAAUCACGAAGAGGAAGUAAACUCCCUCCAGGCCCAGCUUGGGGAUAGACUCAUUGUGGAGCUGGACACUGCCCCAACUGUAGAUCUGAACAAGCUCCUGGAUGAGAUGAGGUGUCAGUAUGAAACUGUGGUAGCUAACAAUCGCAGAGAGGCUGAGGAAUGGUUUGCUAUCCAGACAGAAGAACUGAAUCACCAGCAGCUUUCCAGUGCAGAGCAGUUACAUUGCUGCCAAUCGGAGAUCAUCGAAUUGGAUCGAACAGCCAACGCUCUGGAGAUUGAACUCGAGGCCCAGGAGAGUCUGAAAGAAUCUCUGGAAGGCACUUUUUCAGAAACCAAGGACCGUUACAGUUCCCAGCUGGCACAGAUACAGUGCCUGAUCGACAAUGUGGAGACCCAGCUUGCUGAGAUCCGUUGUGACCUGGAGCGGCAGAACCAGGAAUACCAAAUCCUCCUUGAUGUCAAGACCCGACUGGAAUGUGAAAUUGCCACAUACCAAAGCUUGCUUGAGAGCGAAGAUUGCAAGCUUCCCUGCAAUCCAUGCUCUGCCUCCUAUACUUUCUGUGACCUGAGCGAACCCUGUGUGAUUUGUACAGUAGAAAACUGCCAAGCCUGA